Molecule: messenger RNA, 555 nt
Organism: Xenia sp. Carnegie-2017
Lineage: Eukaryota; Metazoa; Cnidaria; Anthozoa; Malacalcyonacea; Xeniidae
Exons: 1
Coding region: 1-555 (184 amino acids)
Source: RefSeq, a predicted model, not a curated record
AUGAUGGAAAUUCUAACGGACACAUCGAAACUCGAACUUCUAAAUGAUGAUGCCAUCAAAAUUACACUCAAACGCGAGAAUCAAGUAAAGACGUUGCUGAGAAAACUAAAGGCAAAAAAAUGCAUAAAUGAAAAAACAUACAACGAACUUUAUCCCACUGGUACACGUAUCGGCAUACUUUAUGGACUCCCUAAAAUUCAUAAAUCCUCCAUCCCUCUAAGACCAAUCUUGUCUAGUAUUGACCACUACUCCUACAAGCUAGCCAAAUUCUUUAUUCCUUUCCUUACACCAAUCUCCGCCAACUCCCAUGUUAUCAAGGACUCUUUCUCUUUUGUCCAAGAUCUUUUACAAAGUGACAUUAACGCCAAUAACGUUGUGAUGGCGAGCUUUGAUGUUAAAUCAUUGUUCACCAAAAUCCCAGUGGAUGAAACAAUCGCCAUAAUAACUAAUCACAUCUUCUCCAAUAACACGUCGUUUCAAGGCCUUGACCCUUCACAAUUCACUCAACUUCUCUCCCUCUCCGUCAAAAACUGUCAUUUCUUCUUUAACGGCUAA